This is a messenger RNA of Humulus lupulus (European hop), 1029 nucleotides long. RefSeq lists its product as uncharacterized. The record is from RefSeq and is a predicted model, not a curated record. Bases 1 to 1029 code for a protein of 342 amino acids. The transcript has a single exon. Lineage: Eukaryota; Viridiplantae; Streptophyta; Magnoliopsida; Rosales; Cannabaceae.
AUGGCUUGGAAUCCAAAUGUCUUCUCUGUGGAUAUUCGGGUUUGUUCAAGUCAAUGCAUUCAUUGUUGGGUGGUACCUCAAAAUGGUUCAAGUGGUUUUUUUUGUACAUUUUUUUGUGCUUUUAAUAAUGAGGAGCGUAGGAGAGUUUUAUGGCAACAGAUCAGAGAUAUGCAGACUAUGGAGCCAUGGAUUUUGCUUGGUGACUUCAAUGCUACCAUUAAUAAGGAUGAAAUAAUUGGUGACAGAGUGAGGUCUCUCUAUUCUGAAACUUUCUGUAACUGUUUGCUUGACUAUGAUUUGCUUGAUAUCCCUUUCCACGGUUGUUUCUUCACCUGGAAUAACAAGAAAAUUCUACCUGACCACAUUAUUGCCAAGCUUGAUAGAGUUUUGGGUAAUUCAGCUUGGUUGGAAAAAUGUCCUCUCGCGAAUGCUUGUUUCUUACCAGAGGGUAUUUUUGAUCAUUCUCCAGCAGUGGUUUCCCUGAGUAAGGCUAUGGAGUUAGGGAAGAAGCCUUUUCGUUAUUUCAAGAUGUGGCAAAAGUUUAAAGGUUACCAUCAGUAUGUUAGGGAGGCACGGUGUAAGCUGGUGCAGGGCACUCCUAUGUUCAGAGUUGUGGCCAAACUCAAGAGAGUUAAAACUGCCUUGAAGAAUUUGAAUACCUGUAUAGUUGGUGAUAUUAGUACCUCUUAUUUUCAAUCUGAGCAGUUACUUCAUCAAGUGCAGCAGCAGGUAAAUGGUGACCCUCAUAAUCCUCAGCUUAUUGCUGAUGAAUUGAGGUACAGGCAGGAGCAUAACGCCCGGAGAGAAGCUUAUAUAGAUUUUUUGCGGCAAAAGGCAAAGAUGACUUGGUUGCAAUAUGGGGAUGCGAAUACUCAAGUCUUUCAUCAGAGGAUUAGGCAACGUAGGUUGCAAAACUCUGUCAUGGCUAUUCAUGAUGAGCAAGGUAAAUGGCAUGAUACUCCAAUGGGAAUUCAAAAUGCAUUUAUGGAGUAUUAUCAGAAUAUUUUGGGUGGGAAAUAUCAGAGAUGA